This is a messenger RNA of Rotaria socialis, 1119 nucleotides long. The record is from the annotation of a GenBank genome assembly. Lineage: Eukaryota; Metazoa; Rotifera; Eurotatoria; Philodinida; Philodinidae.
AUGGUUUUAACUGUAAUUAUAUUUAUUCUUCUAUUAUUUUCAUCGGCCAUCGUAACAUUUGAUGAUUAUUUGGAAAAAUUAUCUGUAAAUACGGGUGAAACAACAACAUUUAUAUGUGAUCUACCCGAACGAUAUUCUAACAAGCCAGUUGAUUUUUAUGGACCCACAGGACGUUUGUUGGUACUAAAAACCGGUGAAAAUAUUGGAAGUGAUGAUCGCACACGAUUUAUGCUUGAACAUAAAUAUGCGUGGACGUGGAGUCUUAUUCUAUCUGAUGUAUCGGAGGAGGAUGCAGGAGAAUACACGUGUCGCAUCUCAACCGAUGAUCGAACAUUAACAAUCAUAAAACGAUUUGAUUUAACCGUUUUGACACCGCCUAAAAUUGUCGAUAUAACAAUUGAAUCGAACAAUAAUGGAAUACUUAUUGAGAAUGAACAAAUUGUUUUAAAAUGUUUAACUCGUGGAGUUCCACAACCGAAAAUUCAUUGGGACAUACCAGCACAAAAUAUCAUAUCAACCGAAAAUCAUAAGCACAAUAUAAUACCUUAUGAUAACAAAUUAAUUAUAAGAAAUUUUUCACGUACAACACCAAUGAAUUAUCAAUGUAUUGCUGAUAAUGGUAUACCCCCACGUGAUACACGCACAAGACAUUUAGUUCCAGCUAUUCCACCUGAAGUAACAGUUCAAACUACAAUAUCUCGUUUUUCUUCUCAAAUUUUACUCAAUUGUACCAUAAUAGCACGUCCGUUAAGAUCUGCAAAAUGGAAACGUAAUCGUAUUGAAAUGAAUAGUAUGAAACGUAUAGAAAUUAAUGAUUAUACCAUACAAUUACCAUUUCUAAUACAAUUUGAUCCAUUAAAUUACACAAAUCUAUUUGGCAUGUAUGAAUGUGAAGCGGAAAACCAAUUUAAAGUAUCUAAAGCAUAUAUUAUCAUCAAUGAAUCAAUUCUUUCCGAUUUAGCAAUAGCAAAACAAGAUCGAAUAUCAUCAUCUCCAACUUAUGCACAAAUUGAACUUCUACUUAAUUGUUCAUUAUCUUUAUCAUAUGAUUUCUAUGUAAUAUUAUUUAUCAAUAUAUUUAUUGUGACUUCUUCAUCUGGCUUUUAUAACAAACAAUAA